AUGGCCUCCGCAUCACGAAAGCGAAAGGCUUCUGAUGAAGACGGUGAUGAGAUGAGCGUUUCGCCUCUCAGCUCUCCUGCCCCUCACCAGAGACAGCUCGCAAGACCGUCCAAGAAGAGCAGACUCCCCGAACCUCCCUCCCGGGCUCUGCCGUUACCACGACUUCUCGAGACCCUCGACAACAACCAGCUGCGGACCGUUCUCCAGAGGAUAUGCGAGCGACGGGCAGACAUACAGGAGGAGGUCCUCAGCGGUGCUCCGCGCCCCUCUGCGGCGUCCACACUACAGGUCCUGGAGUCCUACCAACAAAAGCUCGCCGAGUCGAUGCCAUACGGCCACUCUAGCUCCGACUACGCAUACUACCGGGUGAAGCAGCCACUGGCCGCUCUCGUCAGUGCCAUCAUGGAUUUCACACCACAAUACCUACCCCCAAUCGAGAACCAGGCCGACGUAUCACUCAUGUACCUGGAUGGUGUCACCAAGGUCGCACACUCGAUGCCGAACUGGGACAGCCAAACAUACAGACAUCACAAAGACCACGUAUACGACGAGAUAGCCAAGGCGUGGGCACUGGUGAUCACCGAGGCGGCGAAGCGUGGUGGCGGAUUCGCUCUUCAUAGGGACGGAUGGGACCAGGUCCUGGCCAAGCACAACGAGCAGGCUGGCGGACGAUUGCAACCAGCAGUGAACGCCCUGGCGAGCAAUGUCGGAUGGUCUGGCACGACUCAGAAUCAGAACGCCCAGCCGGGCCCCUCGGAUCAAAACUCGAUCCUGGACCAGCUGUUGAAUGGGUCCUACGGAGCUCCUGUUCGUGUCGGACCCUUCUAG
This is a messenger RNA of Diaporthe amygdali, 828 nucleotides long. RefSeq names its product tethering factor for nuclear proteasome sts1. The record is from RefSeq and is a predicted model, not a curated record. Gene Ontology annotation, biological process: proteasome localization; nuclear protein quality control by the ubiquitin-proteasome system. Lineage: Eukaryota; Fungi; Ascomycota; Sordariomycetes; Diaporthales; Diaporthaceae. Gene Ontology annotation, cellular component: nucleus. The coding region runs from base 1 to 828 and encodes 275 amino acids. The transcript has a single exon.